Paramuricea clavata is the source of this 4389-nucleotide messenger RNA. The record is from the annotation of a GenBank genome assembly. Lineage: Eukaryota; Metazoa; Cnidaria; Anthozoa; Malacalcyonacea; Plexauridae.
AACAAAACAAACAAGAAAUAUGAAAAUAUCAACAUAUAAAACCACUGUUUUCAUCAACUUUUUCCAACUAUUUUCAAAAACUGAUGGUUGAGGAUGGAAACCAUUUCACCAGGAGUACAUGGGAAUCAUUCUGUGACAUGGGAACAUCAAGAUCUUGCCCAGGUAAGAGGUAACCAGGUUUAAAUGUUUAUUUAUUUUUUAUUUAUUUUCUAUUUAUUUAUUUAUUAUUAUUCGCCCAAAUCACAUCAAAAUUAACAAUUAAGAUAGAAAAUAUUUACAAAUAGUAGGGCUAGGAACCUUCUAGAAACCAAAAGGCUUUUAUAUUCAAUACACCUUAUUAAAUGAUGUAAAAAGUGGGAAUAUCUUACUGACAGCUCACUGACACAGUACUGAUAUUUGCAAGCAUUUUCCACUGACAAAAUGGGCAUUUACUGAUAAAAACAUGCAAAAUAUUUUUUCAGCUAGUAAUUUUGACUCUAAUUACGUGCCAAACUUUGAGUUUAUUUUGUAGGCUCAUAUUGUAGGCUUCAUUAAUUUAUUUUUCUGCCAGGUGAAAAUAAAAGUUCUUCGAGGUCACUUGGACAGUGUGAAUUCUUGUCAAUUUUUUGAAAAUGACACUCGUGUUUUAUCGUCAUCAAAUGAUCAAACAGUUCGAAUUUGGGUGAGAGUCUGAAAUGUUGAUUAACCUGUUAACGACUUAACAGGCAGGUAUAAAAGUUGGACUGGAUUGCUAGUUGGACUGGACCCUAACUUAACCCCAAACCUAACCUGAACUAGCAAACCGGGCAACUUUUAUACUUGCAUGACUCAGAGUUAUGGAGUUUGGGAGCAGUAUAACUUAAGCAAUCUGUCCUGUUAUUAAUGCCCAGCACUCUUCCCUCCCCCAUAAAAUAGGUUGUUGCAAUAUAUAUUGAUAAUCACAUUUUGAAAAAUAUAUUGAUAUACAAAAAUAUAAUGAUAAUCAGUGCUAUAAAAUAAUUUUACUUGAACCAGGCAACUGAGUCAGGGAAGCAGUUAUGCACAUACGAUGGGCACACUUCAUUUGUGACAAGCUGUCAUGUUGAUAUGUUGAAUAAAAGGUGAAUGUUUGGUAAUUGUAGUAGGUUAAUUAAUUAUUUUAUGCCAAACAAUGCAGUUUCCUGCAGUAUUAGGAAGACACAUCCUAAUUAGAUCAAGUGCAAACUCUGUUUCAUUAGAAUGGUAUCAGGAGGAUGGGACAAACGUAUGCUUGUCAGAGAUGUGACAACUGGACAAAUUUUGGUAAUUUCAUAAUCACUAAAUAUAUAUACAAAUGGGAAAACAGAGCCAUAAAAACAAUGUACUAAUUUAUAGGCAGGAGCAAAACAGCUAUCUAGACCAUCCUAUAAUCCCUUGAUGAAAAAAGAGUCAUGACUAUCAACAUUUUCACAAGCAUAAGAGAAUACUCCUUUUUGAGGAUUUGCAAUCUCUAGAUUGUCAGAAAUGGCAUUCUCAGAGUCUUCUCUACCUCUCUUUUCUUAGACUCUUUCAUUAUGAUUUGUGAGCUAGUCUAUGCUAUCUGCGAGUCAGGAUGGAUUAUAAUGUGGUCAAUCAGCACAAUUUAUUUUAAAAUUCAAUUAUUUGGGGCAUGGGGGUUGAAAGCUCUACCGGCCCCCCUCUAUAAUUAGUGUUGGGGGGCUGCUUCCUAUGUCCACACCGUGGUCACUAACCCCACCCCCUGCAUGCUUUGUACACUUGUUAAAAUAUUGGUACAAUUAUAGAUGACCCCUGGCCCUAAAAUUGUGUACCUAUUUAAUUGGAGGAGGUAAUGUGGUUUUAAUUUUCUUCAGUGGCAGGCAAGUCAUGAAGGAGUUCUAACAAGCUGUAAUUAUUCAAGUGAUGGCAAGUACAUUGUAAGUGGUGGUGAUAUGGAUUUCUCUAUCAGUAUAUGGGAUGCCAAGGAUGGAGUCCUCAUAAGAAAACUAAAAUGUAGGUUUAAAAGAGAUAAAAUUGGGAGUGGUUGUGGGGUGCAAAUAUAUAGACCCUCUGGCACAAUCCAACAGGUCUAAAAUAUUAACACCUUUUUGGAUAGAUAAUACAAAUACCAUAACAAGCUGCAAGUUUUCACAAAAUCAACAUCGAAUCACAGUGACCUCCAUGGACCGAACAACCAGAGUGAUUGAUAUGUCAAUGUACAAGGAUGAAUACACAGCCAGUUUGACCCUCAGGUAUGAGCAAAUCAGGAAUUUCAUUUUGGUACACAUAAACUCCUACUCAAAUUGAGAAUCAACCCAAUAACCCACAAUGCGCCCUACUUAUUUUUUUACUUGUCCAAUGCCAGACGACUUUACUCGUCAAUGGGGAAGCUCUGCAGCUUAAUAGGUUAAGCCACAAUGCACCACAUUUUGUUAGCUUAGGGCCGCUUUCCAGUUGAGUGUUUUUCAUAGGUGCAUGCAAGGAGGAUAUGGCUAUCAAUACAAUUACAUUAAAUGAAUCCUACUUCCUUUUUCUUGAGUGGAAAUGGCCCUAAUUACAUGCGUUCAACUCAAUAAUAGUCAAAGUCCAACAUCGCAAUCACAAAAAUAAGGCUCAAUCUAUAGCCAAGGUGACAUACUUUCCAAAAGGGUGUAUUGGUGCAUUAAUGUUUUAAUUAUAUAGAGGGCAUGGCAACGUCAUAUCAGAUGCAUCAUUUUCAAAUGAUGAAAGAAUAUUGGCGACAGCUUCGUGGGACAAGAACAUUCAGUUAUGGGAUGUCUCAUCAGGAACAUACAGGUAAAUUGUACUGUGGUUAAUUAAACAGUAUAUUUUGCACAGGUGAAGUUAGUUCUUGUGCAUUAUGCUUGAUAUGGCCCUAAGGGUUGUUGCUUUUAUAGUACUUUUCAAUCUUACAUUUCAGAAAAACGGGACCAGUCACACUCAAAAAAGGUCAUGAAGGCUCUGUCAGUUCUUGCUGUUUCAGUACAGAUGGUAUGUCUUUGGCAUAGAUACCCAUGUAGGCAUAAAUUGUUUUAAAAUUUGAUGCACUUUUCCAUUCCAGAUAAAAUGUUAGUGUCAUCAUCAUUUGAUCAAAAUCUUGUGGUUUGGGAUGUUGCAAAUUCAGUCCAGAAGUUCUCACUUAAGGUAUUUAGUUGUCGUAUUCACCAAGGAGAGAUAGAGAGUAGUAAUGGCCACACCUUAGUGGUUCAAACCAUUGAUCUAUUUUUUAUUUUUUGUGUUGGUUCCAGGGUCACAAUGGUUGGGUAAAUGAUGCUGCAUUUAGUAAAGAUCAGAAGUGGGUUCUUUCGUGUUCACAGGUUUGUUUUAUCAAUGAUGAAGCAGAAAUAUUAAUUGUACCUGUGCACGAGAAUGAGAUUUACAGUAUACCUUUACAUAUGUAUACAGAUUGUCUACAAGUCUGAUUUAUCACAGGGUGUUAGCCAGAAGUAAAAAAAUCAGCGUUUAAUUGCAAUUGGGAAAAAGUAAUUGAAUAUUUAUAAUAGAACUAUUUUUUGGCUGACCUAAAUUGGGAAAUUGCGACCUGAAGGUAAUUGGGAAAACCGCAUUUAACACAGAAUUUUUGACUGUAGCUAACACCCUGUAUUGGUACAGUAUAUCUAAUAAUUUACUUGGGGCUAAAAGAAAUCUGUAUGUUUUAAAUUUGAUUUUCAUAUAGGAUAAAACUAUCCGACUAUGGAACAUUAAAAAUCUGGAUGAUCUGCCAGUUGUUUUGGAACAUAAGAAGAACAUGGGAUUGAGAAUAAUUGAGGUUUGUCCUGUGGCUAUUAAGUGUCAGAGUAUUUCUAUUUGUCUCUUUCUCUUGUUAUCUUUACACUGCAUAUUUUCCUCUUAAAUAUAGUGUCAAAAAUGUGAGAAGCAAUUUUCUAUCACUCAAGUUGACAAUGCUGAGAAGAAGAAACUCUGUGUGUUUUGCAGACUCAAGACAAGAACUUUGCCAUGAUUGAAAGGACCUGAUAUUCUUGAAAAGCACCAUGACUGUAUUACCCUGUCUCAGUGCGUACCCAACCUUGUACCAACCGAAGGCUCUUGUCAUAGAGGAAAGAGCCUGGGUAUGAUGACAUUGCAUACCUUGUCUGUUGGUCCAAGUUGGAAUACUGUUGGGAUACAGUCUGUUGGUCAAAUGUUGGUUGCUGACAAAAUAUGUACUAGGCAAAGUUCUAGUUAUACCUAGACAUUUUGUUGCUUCCAUCUCACAAUUUACAUUGUCAUCGCCCUGUUCCAGUUUUCAUGAUGUGUUCAUUCACUAGAAUCACAUUGUUGGAUUCUGGUCUUAUCUUGGUGGACAACCAAAAAAUGAUUUGACUGUUUGUGCACAAGCAUCACCAACAACCUUUGAAAUGUCCUAGAAAAAUCAAAAUAAAAAAUACUUAGACAACUAGAUCUGUUUAAUUUAUUAUCUGUUUAUGUGCUUAUCUUAAUUAUAGACCCCUCAUU